AUGACCGCCUCCGCAGAGCACGUCAAAUCUCUACGCCUUGUCCAACCAUCCGAUCUCGAGGAAUUCGUGCAACAAAUUUUAGUUGCCAAUGGCACCUCCACUGAGCAUGCGGGAAUUGUAGCCAACUGCCUCGUGCAAGCCGAUCUGCGCGGCGUCGACACCCACGGUAGCAAUCGCAUCCCUUCAUACAUGGAACGAAUCCGCCGCAAAGCACUAGACGCCACAAUCACCCCGGAGCUUCGGCAAGUGACGCCAGCCGUAGCACAGGUCGACGGCCGCAACGGGUUCGGAUUCGUCGCAGCGCAUGCAGGGAUGGUGCGCGCAAUCGAAAUGGCGCAGCAGUUCGGCAUUGGGAUGGUCUCCAUCAAGCAUUCGAAUCAUUUCGGUAUGUCGGCUUGGCUAGUCAAGCAGGCGCUGGACGCCGAUAUGAUGUCUCUGGUAUUUACGAACUCGUCUCCCGCACUGCCGGUCUGGGGCGGCAAAGAGAAGUUGAUGGGCGUGUCGCCAAUUGCCUGUGGCGCUCCCUCUGAGAACCCGCGGCGGCCGUUCAUUCUUGACAUGGCGCCGUCUGUGGCCGCUCGCGGCAAAGUGUACAAGGCCCUUCGGCGUGGCGAGAAGAUUCCCACGGACUGGGCGCUUGAUGGAGAGGGAAAUCAGACUGAUGACCCUGCAAAGGCUCUUGAAGGUGUCAUGCUGCCGAUGGGCGGACCAAAAGGCUCCGCCUUGGCCAUUAUGAUGGAUGUUUUCUCUGGCGUGUUCUCGGGGGCUGCGUUCGCAGGCCAUGUUACCAAUCCCUACGACCCGUCCAAACCAGCUGACGUCGGUCAUUUUCUGAUUGCCGUCAAACCGGAUCUUUUUAUGACAAUGGAUGAGUUCAAGUCGAGGAUGAAGUACCUCUAUCAGCGGGUCGUCAACUCCGAAAAGGCGGCUGGUGUGGAGCAAAUUUAUUUCCCUGGGGAAAUUGAGAUGAUCACUGAGGAGCAACGGUUAUCGGAAGGAAUUCCAUUGGCCGAGGCGGAAAUUGAGGCUUUGAAUAAGGAGGCAGAUCGUGUAAACGUUGCGCAUUUGAAGGUACAGCCUCGGGUCGACAGCUAA
Penicillium lagena is the source of this 1095-nucleotide messenger RNA. RefSeq names its product Ldh family oxidoreductase. The transcript has a single exon. NCBI's taxonomy places the organism in Eukaryota, Fungi, Ascomycota, Eurotiomycetes, Eurotiales, Aspergillaceae. Bases 1 to 1095 code for a protein of 364 amino acids. Gene Ontology annotation, molecular function: oxidoreductase activity. The record is from RefSeq and is a predicted model, not a curated record.